AUGUACAACAUGGCCCGCUACCUCUCUCUGGCAUUGGUUGUCAUUAUUUCGAGUCUGCUAUUACAGCGGGUCGAUGCACAAAACGUGUCGUCGGACAAUUGCACGACUGGUGUUCAUGCUAUCAUCUCAAGGGGACAAGGGGCUGGUGAUCACUUGAACGUGAUGUUGUCUCUACAAAGCCUGAUUUUGGAGCAAAUCCCCGGUUCUACCAGUCUGGGUCUUCCUUAUGACCAUGAUGCGGACAACAAGUUCACCGCUGUUUAUCAUGGGGCCCAGCUAUUGCAGAAAUAUGUACGAGAAUACGUUGCAAGUUGCCCUGAUGCCAAAGUUGCGGUUGUGGGAUACUCAAUGGGGGCAUGCCUUACAAUGGAUGCCAUCUGUGGGACUUCUUCCGUUGGUUUUAUUCCGGUCUCUGCUCUUGAAAGCUCUUAUACGAAGAACGUUAUUGCUGUGAUCGCAUACGGCGAUGAAACAUAUUUUCCUGGGCAGUUAUGGAACGUGGGAAACUGUACCCUUGGUAUUGGAGUUGACAAGAUACCACAGGAAUUCCCUCGCCUCAAUCCGAGAUCAUGCAACCCUUACGAAGCUUCUCUACAUUCGUAUUGUGACUAUGGUGAUUCGCAAUGUGAGAAUACUCUAUCUUUGUGGAUCAACGGGGGCUCAUGGAAACUUACCAACAAUCUAUUCAUAGGCUGUGGUAUCUACCCGCUAGACAACAAUGCCGCCCAUCACACAUAUAUCGAAAAGUAUGACCAGGACGUGGUAGAUUUCAUCCAGAGUCGACUCAAAGAGGGUGCAUAG
This is a messenger RNA of Penicillium macrosclerotiorum, 801 nucleotides long. RefSeq lists its product as uncharacterized. The transcript has 4 exons. The coding region runs from base 1 to 801 and encodes 266 amino acids. The record is from RefSeq and is a predicted model, not a curated record. Gene Ontology annotation, molecular function: hydrolase activity. Lineage: Eukaryota; Fungi; Ascomycota; Eurotiomycetes; Eurotiales; Aspergillaceae.